AUGAAAAAUUUAAUACCUUUGCUUCUUGGAUUAGGUUUCUUAAAAAUAAAAAGAUAUUCAGUGGCGAAAGCAAGUAUAGCAGAGGUUACAACAUUAAUUAAAAAGUUUAAUGGUGUGGGAAUAAGAGAAAUUACCAAUGGAAUAGGCAUUACAUUUUUUGGGAAAGAUCUAAAAAUCGAAAAAGACUUGAUAUUUAAUUGGCAAGAGAACUUAAUUUCUUCAAAAAUAUGCAGUGGACAAAGAACAGAAGGUUUUAAGGAAGUUGUUAAGCUUAGAGGCACUUAUCUUGUAAGAAAUGAAAAAUACUCGGAUAAAAUUCACGAACCCUUUGCUAUCAUUGAAAAUCAAGAUCAACCCGCUGAAUCUUAUAGAAGAAUAGAUUGUUAUUUGUUAUUAACUAAAACAAUAAUAUGUAAAAAUUGUCAAAAAUUAGAAAAUACAUUAAAGAAAAUAAAAACCCGAAAUGAAAAGGAGGCGAAUAUUGCACCACUGGAAUCGUCACCCACUGCAAGAAUUGAAUUAAAAAACUUAAUUUCUAAAUAUAGACCAGAAAAUGACAAAAAUAGGUUAACGGUUAUGUUAGCUAAUAAUUUAACUGGAAGUGAAAAAUUAAAACCUAUUGUUAUUAGCAAACAUUGUAAUCCACGAUGUUUCAAAAAUCUCAAUCGUGCAACAUUACCAAGUAGUAAAAAUAAAGAAACCGAUGAAUUAAGAGAAUUUAGUGAAUUAAGUGAAAUCGAAGAAAUCUUCAAUAGUAAUCACAAAAACCGUAAAGGUCAUAAUCGUCGAAAUAGAGGUAAAGGUAGAGUCAGAGAUCGUGAUUAUAAAGAUCGUGAUUAUAAAGAUCGAGGUGACUGUGAAGAUCGUGAUAAUCAGGAAAAUUAUGAAAAAAGUUCUUCAAAAAAAUUAAAAACUGCAGAUGACAGAUGA
Molecule: messenger RNA, 930 nt
Organism: Diversispora eburnea
Lineage: Eukaryota; Fungi; Glomeromycota; Glomeromycetes; Diversisporales; Diversisporaceae
Source: the annotation of a GenBank genome assembly